Molecule: messenger RNA, 849 nt
Organism: Hansenula anomala
Lineage: Eukaryota; Fungi; Ascomycota; Saccharomycetes; Phaffomycetales; Wickerhamomycetaceae
Gene: GDT1
Product: putative ribosome biosynthesis protein GDT1
Exons: 2
Coding region: 1-849 (282 amino acids)
Biological process (GO): Golgi calcium ion homeostasis; calcium ion transmembrane transport; Golgi calcium ion transport
Cellular component (GO): Golgi apparatus; fungal-type vacuole membrane
Molecular function (GO): calcium ion transmembrane transporter activity; manganese ion transmembrane transporter activity
Source: RefSeq, a predicted model, not a curated record
AUGUCCCUGCUGAAAUUGACGGAAAAUUUGAACAUUGCAUCAACUGAUUCAUCAAAGAAAUCAACAUCAGAUAUACCAGAUGAAGAAACUUCAAAAUCUCCUUUAUUAAUGGCAAUUUCCAUGAUUGUUGUUAGUGAAAUCGGUGACAAGACUUUCUUAAUCUCUGCAUUGAUGGCUAUGAGUCAUUCAAGAGUGUUGGUGUUCACUGCUUCAUUUGCUUCAUUAGCUGUUAUGACUGUACUUUCAGGUAUUGUCGGUCAUGCAUUACCUACAUUAAUUUCUCAAAGAGUUACACAAUUCUUGGCUUCAGGUUUGUUUAUAAUAUUUGGUAUCAAAUUAACAAAAGAAGGUUUAGAAAUGUCUAAAGAUUUAGGUGUUGAUGAAGAAUUGGCUGAAGUUGAAGAAGAAUUAGAAGUCACAAACAUGAAUCAUGAAAUGAGUGAUUUAGAAGGUGGUGCUGGUGGUGCUAACCCUCGUCAACGUCGUCCUUCAAAUCCAAAUGUUGAGAAAGAAGCUAAAUUAAUUAAUCAAAUCACAGAAUCUUUCAAAUCCCUUUGUGGAUUAGUUUUACAUCCAGUUUGGAUCCAAUGUUUUGUCAUGAUCUUUUUGGGUGAAUGGGGUGAUCGUUCACAAAUCGCCACUAUUGCAAUGGCUGCUGGUUCAGACUAUUGGGCUGUUAUUUCUGGUGCGGUUAUUGGUCAUGGGUUUUGUACAAUGGCUGCGGUUAUUGGUGGGAAAAUGUUGGCUUCAAGAAUCAGUAUGAGAACUGUCACUUUAGGUGGUGCUUUUGCCUUCUUUGUCUUUGCAAUUUUGUAUUUUGUUGAAGCUUUGAAUCAUACUGAAAAUUAG